Venturia canescens is the source of this 10024-nucleotide messenger RNA. RefSeq lists its product as uncharacterized. The coding region runs from base 1084 to 1491 and encodes 135 amino acids. The transcript has 4 exons. The record is from RefSeq and is a predicted model, not a curated record. Lineage: Eukaryota; Metazoa; Arthropoda; Insecta; Hymenoptera; Ichneumonidae.
CGGAGCGAACGAACCGACAGCAGCAGGACGUGCCUUCCUACCUCGAUCGUACACGUCGAUCUUCCGAUAAUUUCUCGACUCGUGAAAAACAUACACGAUAAUACACACACGCACACGUAUAUAUAUAUAGAACUUGAUAAAAAAAAAAUAGAAAAAGUCUAUAUAUAUGUAUAUGAAUCUAUAUAUAAAAUCGUAAGAAUAAAUAAAUACGAAAAUAUAUAGAAAAGAAAGAAAAUUGGCACAAAUUGUCCCAUUCGUCGCUCUGCUCAUUCCGCUUUGUCUCAUCCAUCCUUUUUCGUUCCCACGUGACAACGGCCGUAUAAAUAACUCGAUUAUUUAUUCAUGGCAGUGCGACUUUGAAGUAUUUUUAUUUUUCAACGCUAAAUAUUCGGAGACUUGACGAAAAACUGUUGUUUAUGUACUAUUUGGUACUUGCUGACGAGAACCGAACGAUUGUCUCGCCUCUGGAUCGGAAAAUCGGUAAACAAUACGCGCGACUGGCCGUGUUUGUACUGUGGAGUUUCAUGGACUCUUGCGGGGUGCUGCAGUUUUAAAAUAAGAACGAAAGAGGAGAGCUCCGUUGAGGAAUGCUCGGAGAGUGGAAUUGAUAAAAGUGCGCUUUUCGAAAGUUUCCUCACACUCCCUCGGUCCGAGCUCUUGGUGGGGCUGUGGCAAACGAUCGACACUUCGGAUAGGCGCGGUCCCGGCGACAAUCUACCAAAGCAUAAGCAACGAUUUUCUUUUUUCGGCUUCAUUUUCGCACAUCGAAGCUGCCUGUUCUUGACGCUGUCAGAGAAACUGUCACUCGGACUAAAAAGCUUCAGACUUUUCGAAGAUAAAUUAUUAUUUGUGUGGCUAAAGUGCAACGAACCAAAUCGCUCGAGAUUUUACUGUCUUGCUUCGGCUCAACGUUGUGCCGAAUACUGAUUUUCGUAACCUCGACAUAUUCAGAAGCUCCGCUGUGUCUAACAAGUGACUUUUCCGAAAAGUGCACCUUCUCCCCUCGCCCAGCCCUAACAGCCCACUUGUUACGGACAGUUAUAUCGGGUUUUUGCAAAAACCAGUGAAAUACACAACAAAACAAUGGCUUUGAGGAUGAUCGCGUCUACGAGGCUCACUUUACUUCCCGUCUUUUUCGUCAGCCUCGUACUCUGCAUCGGCGUGACACAUGCCAUAAGAUGUUACAAAUGCGGACAGUACAAUGACGGAGUCGGAAGCAUCACUCCGUGCAUCAAUUACACGGCUUACAUGCACCUUGAAGAAUGUCCACCUGCAUCGGAAUGGUGUAUCAAAUACGUCAGCGAAGGCUCAACCGUAAGGGAUUGCGUGCCAACCUGUGUGGAAAAGGAGGUAUGGAGCACGAGAACAUAUUGCUGCCAGGAGGAGGGUUGCAACUCCGGUCCUUCAAUGAGAUCGACAUCGAACGUUCUAUGGGCGUUUGGAAUCUCGACGAUCUCCAUUAUCCUCGGCUCGAGUGCUCUUCGUGGCUAACUCCGACCCAUCUUUCAUCAUUUCAACGACAUCCUAAAAAACUAAAAGAGAAGAAAGAAGGGACGAAAGAAAACCUCGAGCAGCAGCAACAACAACAGCAACAACAACAAAAAUGAGGAUAAAAAUAAACCCACAAAAUAUAUAUAAAAAUAAUUAUUAUUAUAAUUCUACAGAGAUACGGAACUCGUCGUCGCAACGUGUAACGAGAUUCGUGAGUUAUUGUCAGCUGUAGCAAGCGGAGAUGUCUCGAGUUCCCUCAAUCUCCAGCUCAGCAUUUGUUAUAAUUAUUAUUACGAUAUUAUUGUUAUUAUUAUUAUUAUUGCGAUUAUAAUGCUUUAGCCGAUCAUUCGGACAGAAUAUUCUGUCUUCCCUUCGAAGCUUUUCAUCACGAGUCGUCUUAAGCCCCCCCGGCCCCGCUCCUUUCUCGCAUUUGUACACUCACGUUAUUAAACUUAUAAUAUUAGAGUCUGAAAUAACGUGAAAAAGCAACAGGACCGAAUGAAUAUACAUAUAAAUAUCGAUAAAACAAACACAUAUUUAAAAUCAUUCAUUAAUCGCGUUAGGUCUACCGUCGAGCGACGAAAGAAAAAUAAUAAUUACUCUCGUUUAAAGUAUGCAUUAUUCAUUUUCAAUCAUGCACACUCGCGACUCUCGACAACGAUGUGCGAGAUCUGAGUGAGAGAAAAGAAUAAAGGAAAACGGAUAAUGAAAAAAAAAAAAAAAAAAACAAAAGUUUGUAAAUAUAAAACGGGGGAGGGGUCGCGGCAGGAUGGGAGAAAAGCACAUUGAUAAUUGUCGUAAUUUAUUUCCCAGUAGAUUCGUAAAAACGUUUUCACGUAUGUACACAUUAAUAUACACGAAAUUCGGGCGUUCGUCGGCUAAAAGAAAAAAAAAGAGAAAAACCACAUUGAGGGAAGAGAAAAAAACGUUUUACACGCUUGAAUUUAAUAAAUCUUUCAUUCGCCGUCGUAUGUGCGCCGAGAAUGGGCAAGAUUUUGAGAAGCAUUCAUCAACGCGCCUGCGGCUUGAACGCGCUUCACUCGAGUUUUUGCACCUUCGGACCACUAUUAAUGUACCAGAUUAAUACCGAGAGAAAGAGAAAAAAGGAAAAAUAUUGGCGUUAUAUAGCGGUGCGUAGACGCGUGGAAACCGAACGAGAAAUACAAAUUUCACGUUUCCGUUUCGUGUGGAUUCCACGGAUUCGGUGAAGAGCACGUUGUGUUGUCAGUGCGGUUGCUCCGAGACAAGUUCACGAGAGUAUGCAAAGGUGUGUACACAACAUUCCUGUAAAGAGAUACGAGCACGUGAGGCAGAGAGAGAGAGAGAGAGAGGAAGAGAAAUCUGUACGGAAACACCGAACUCUCCUCCACCGCACCCAGGACCAGCUGCACUGCGGUAUAACACUUUUACCGCUACUCUCCGAACCAUCUCGUUCGACCGAACAGCCGUAUAUAUUCCUACCAAGAUACGACUACCUUCCCAACUACCAACGAAACGCACUGCUUGCUCUGCCAUAAAACCUUCUCAAAUGUCAUACGAAAAUGAGAUUCCAAACAAAACUUGGGAAUCUCAGCGGUAAAGUUGCCUCGAAAAAUAUCGAAUAUCGCAAAACGUUCGUUCUGUUAUCGUUUUGUCUAUUUCCUUGCGAGUUAUUACAUGUUUAUGUGAAAAAAAUAAACUUUUUGGAGGAUUGAGUUUUUGUAAUAUCUCAAACACUUUUUCAUUCAGUUAGGGAUUCGACUGUUCGUUGAAUCAUUAAAAAAGUGCAGAGAUUGAUUACGAUUCGUAAUUCGCGUGAAGAUUUUCCCUCGUAGCUCCGAAAAGUCGUCACCGAAUCGAUAAAUUCGAGACUGUUCAAAGACCACUUAAAUUUAUUGAAAAUCAAUCGUAAUUACAGAUCUUGUUACACGAGCUUCGUAAAUCAUUUUCUCCCUUGGUUCAAACGGAUCGAAAAAUUCCGAGAUUGUGGACAGGUGAGGAAGAACAAACCCAAAUCAGUAACGACGACAUUGGCCAAUGAAAUCGCGAUCGAUUAUGAAUAUCCGUGUAAAAAUCUCAUGCUCGCAUGCUCGCACGCGGUUCAGCUGAAUGUCGAAGGUUGUUUUAGCCUACCGACGCCGAGUCGCGAGGCACUCGAGAGCUCUUUCACAGAACGACGAGAGGAAAUUUAAAAAAAGUAAAAACUUAGAGAGAGAGCGAAGAAACAACGUAUAUGAGUAUAAAAAAAAGAAAGAGGAAAUGAUUUUUUUUUUCUUUUUUUUUUUUCAAAAGGCUCGCAAACCUCGUCGUACUUUCAGCUUAUGCACAGGCUCGCCGAUGAAUGCCCAGCAGCCCCGGUUACACGUACUUUUUAAAAUCGUAAGCUUAGUAUUGAUUACACGCAGCCGCAAGCAAUCACACGAAAUGAAGAAUUCACACGCAGACAGGAGUUGGAAAAAAAGCACGAAUAAAAUGGAAUUUGAAGAAAAACGAAAACGAAUUCAAAGUCGACGCCCACGUAAGCUAUGCACGAUUAAUAUAAUAUAUCAAUUAUCCAUACACUACUAUUAAAAACUACCAUUACCUACUACUUACUUAAUUGCUACUUAAAUAUCAAUGAAAUAAACUACUAAUAAUAAUUUACAUAUUAUUGCGACUUAAAAAUUAAAAAGAAAACGAAUAAUAAAUAUAGAACAAAAAGCGAUUGCAUACUGAGCGAGGAAUCUUACGAAAAUGGUUGACGACGAAUGCUUGAACAACACGACUAUGUUGAAGCAUUACUUUGACAAAAAUGAGAAUCAUGAAAUUACUUGCGAAAAAAAACGCAUUCUAACGUUUGUGUGGGAAAGCUAUGAAGUUUUACAACCGAUUCCAUCUCAUUCGAUGAUUCUCCAUUUUCGAAAGCUCUUGGCUCUCCCUCUCUCUCUCUCUCUCUCUCUCACUCUCCCUCCCUAUUUGACUCUCCACAGUCCUAUACAUCGAGAAACGAUAUUUGAAAUUUUCGUAAAAGUGUCAAUUAACUUUGUGAAAAUGAAAGAUUCUCGAAAAUACGAAACUUGGUCGAAUUUUCAACAUAAUCUUCCAGUUGAAUAUUUUUUUUCUCACUUUUGUCAGAGAUACCAAGAAUGAUGAAAACUGCAACGAAUUUUUGGCUUGGCAAUUGUCACAGCCUCGUCAUUAACAUCAGAGACAAUAACAGCCUUGUGAAAAAAGGCCCGUUCUACAAAAACUCGUCGAAGAUUUUUCUUUUCGGACUUGGGAGAGGGAAAAUAGGAGGGAAUUUAAAAAGAAAAAAUAUAUGACUAAAUUGAUAAUAAAAAAAAAAAAAAAAAAAAACUUUGAUCACAGUGUCGCGCCAUAUUGAAUAAUCGAGACUCGCGUAUCGAUUCAUUUUAAAGACAUAAACGCAUCGUAGAUCGAUGAUAGAUUAUUACGAUAGUUAUUAUUAAUUUUGUUAUCAUCAUUAUUAUUAUAUAUAUUAUAUAUACAUAAAUAUAUAUUAUAUAAAAAUUAUUGAUAUUAUUACCAAUGAUCGUAGCUAUAACGAGAAAUUAAUUGCUUCAUUAGCGUUAAUCAGCGAUUAUUCAUAAAUACAGAGCUACCAGUUGCACACAAGUUUCACUCCCUUUCCAGCAUCCUUUUUCCUUCCCCUUCCGUCGAUACAUCGAGAAAAUGGAGAAAAAUAAAAAAAAAUUCAAUAAAACCAACAAAAAAAAAUGUAACUAGCGUUCGCGUAAUUAUAUAUACUUAUCCGUUAUAUAUGCCAAGAUCCAAUUAGUAGAUGCGGUGAUAUGUCUGUACGAUUGGCGCCCACAUUGCCAGAUGGAAGUUACACACUCGGAACCAUACACGACAUUUGUACGUAAACAAACGAAAAAACCAAAUAAAGAAACUUCAAAAUAAAAGGAGUCGAUCGCGUGUGAGGGAAAAAUGAGUUUGGGGCAUAUUCACUAAUAAGAAACCUCACAACCAACCACGUAAUCAUGGAAAAAUCGUGAAGAUAAUAUCUAUUAGGGUGAUGCAAAAAAAAUCGAUUUUUUUUCUCAAAGCUCCAACGGAAAUCGUUGGAACAAAAAAAAAGUAAUUUUCUCAAAAUUUCAAAUUUUCAAAACAUUUUUUAGAUAGCGCUCAAGCCGCUUUUCGAUAUUUUAUUAUUUUUUUUCUCAAAAAUCGCGUAGCGAAAAUUAUUUUUUUGCUCUCAUAGCAGAAAGUGUUAGUGCUCGAUGGAAUCAUAAAUCUAAUAAAAUUUUGUCACUCUCAAAACUAUUUUAUGGCUACCUCGCAUAAUUUAUUUAUUUUUUUCUCUGUGUUUAACUAUAAAUUAUGAGAUGAAAAAACUUGUGGCUACAAAUAACUAUUCUUGUCGUCCUUCCCAAAAAGGCGUGAAAGUAUUUUGCAAAAAGAGUUUUUCAAAAUUUUGCCGAAUUCAAAUGAUCUAUGUUAAAGUCUGGUAUUUCACCAUUUCAUAAUUUGGGAAUUUUCUAGUUUUCUCGUGCGUUAUAAAAAUUAGUAAAAUAUUUUGACUGUUUAGAUUGACUUGACUUUUACUGUUUACAAUCAAACUAUUUGAGUUUGUACAGUAUGACAACUUUGUACAAUAGACCUAUUUCGAUCUUGUUAAUUUAAUUUUUUUUCUGUACUUGCAAAAAUGAUGAGACCGAUUGGAAGUUUGAUGAAAAUGAAAAUGAAAUGUUGAGAUGAUGGAAGUUUGAUGAAAAAUAUUUGCAAUUUUGCAUGUAUUGGUCUCCAUUUUUUUUUUAACAGAAUUCGGUCAAAAUAUUUAAAUAAUUUUUAUAACGCACGAAAAAACUAGAAAAUUUACAAAUUUUAACGUUUUCUGCGAUGAAACAUCAGAAUUUGAAAUAAAGAAUUCGGCAAAACACAGCUUUAUUUGGCAUUUUGUCAUUUUUGUACGAUGCCCUAGCAAGUUUUCAUAUGCAUAAAGUAUAUAUCUGUAUGAAUAAUACAAGAAAAUUGAAAUCGAUCGUUUGAGAAAACGCAAAAAUAUUUAUUAUAACACAAAAUUUUCGAAAUCUAUAUUUUUGCAAAAUACUUUUACUCCUUUUUUGGAAGGACGACAAGAAUAGUUAUUUGUAGCCACACGUUUUUUCAUCUCAUAAUUUAUAACUAAACGUAGAGAAAAAACAGAAAUAAAUUAUGCGAGGUAGCCAGCAUAAAAUUGUUUAGAGAGUGACAAAAUUUUAUUAGAUUUAUGAUUUCAUGGAGCACUAACACUUUCUGCUAUGAGAACAAAAAAAAACAUUUGCUACGCGAUUUUUGAGAAAAAAAAACAAGAAAAUAUCGAAAAGCGGUUUGAGCACUAUGUGAACAUUUUUUUUAAUCCGAAAUUUUGGGGAAAUCACUUUUUCUUACGAACCAUUUCCGUUGGAGCUCCGAGAAAAAAAAAUAUCGAUUUUUUUUGCAUUACCCUAUAAUAUAUACACAAAUGUAUAUUGCUUGCCUCGAUUAAUCACAUCGUUUUGUAAUAUUUGUAGUCAAGACGAGAAUCAACAAUCAUCGCUCAUGCCAUGAUCGAUCCUAAUUUCUGGUCAUCGAUCAUGAUCUCAUUCGCUCCUUCUCUGCAGAGAAUCUGCCUGAAUCGUUCGUUCAAAUCUGUUCGACUUUUCCAUAUCGCUCUACGAAUGAUCGGCGUUCAUUUCAAGUUUAUGUCAACAAUCACCGCAACGAAUAUGUUGUUACGAAAUUGUGCGAUGGAGGAUGUGCACGAGAGGGGAAUAAAAUGGUUAGACCUCGAAAAAAAAACUCGAUACUUUGUGUUAUCAGGUACGGAAAUUGAACAAGAAAAAGAACAAACCGAUAAUCAUACGGUCUUCAUCGCACACAGGGCAAAACGCUGAUAUUUGGAACACGAAGUUUGUUACAAAAAUAACCGGGUUUGAUCUUGUAGCUGCACUCUCGACCGGUCCAACCAAGCCACAAAGAGCUCCGUGACAUUUUCCCAACGGGCGAUCUCGUGGUUUCUCUCUCCCUCUCUUUCUGUACGUGACAAUUAACCAUUCCGAAACACGAAUAGGCCAAAGUACACUAUUGACGGUUCGAGCCCAAACCCUCGCUGCCCUCCUCCUUCUUUUUCUCCCUUUCAUACGUUCUCGUUAUAUACACUCUCCACGCAAAAUUCACCGUUGAAUCAACAGAAAUUCAUCAUCGAGUUUAAACGCGGUUCCUACAAAACGUUCCAAAACGAAACACUCGUUUCUAUAAUCGACCUUCGCUUUUCGAAAUAACUUCCCCGACUAUUACGAUCUUUUGUACUUCUCAAAUGACAGAAACGACUGUGAAUUAACGACCGAUGCUUCCUUCCGUAGCAAUUAAUUCUCUCCAAAUUGAGACAAUUGUCAUCAAAUACUCGAUCCCUUUUUCCAACAAUUUUCGACGGGAAAAAUUCCGGAUUUUUCUACUUCCCACAUUUCCGAUGCAUUGGGUAAAAAAAACUUUGUUUACUGAAAUACUUUUUAGGUGAAUAAGUGAAAUAUAAUGUAAAACGAAUUUUCUCUCGGAAAAAUUCAAUUAAACGGUGUUAUCGUUAGUUUCAUAGUGUCUUCCAUCGCGAAUAGAUCGCUUCGUCCAUUCGUCGCCUUCUUUAAGGUAAUACUGUACGGCAUACUGGUCAAAUGAGUGCUAAAUUUUCAAAACGCAUUUAAAUUAAACGUAUUGUUAGUGAAUUUGUAUUAUAGCAUAUUGUAACAAUAUAGAAAACGACAGUUUUGCAAAACCAUCAGCUGAUGAAUGCGAAUUUCCGCGAUGACACAUUUUCACUGGUAUUUUACAAAGAAUUAUCUGUAUUUUCCAACCGAUUUUAUUGCACCACGUCUCAUUUUAUUCCUCAGCUGAUCCUCUACGACUUUCCCACAUAAAUUUUCAGUGAAAUUCAUUCCUUUAGAAAUGAUUAAUGAAAAAGUGUUCUUGCCUAAUGAACGAUUAGCUGCAACAGUGAAAAGUUUAAGUUAAAAAAACUACAUGGUGGAUUCGUAGAGGAUGAGUAAAGAAACAAAAUGAGACGUGGUCCAAGUCGGUCAAAAAAUGCAGAUAAUUCUUUGAAAAAAACCAGCAGAAAUGUGUCAUCGUCGAAAUUUGCAUUUGCCAGUUGACGGUUUUGCAAAACUAUCGUUUUUCAUAUUUUUACAUGUUAAUAAGAUACCCUGUGAUACGAAUCCACCAACAAUGCGUUUAAUCGGUACGUUGAAUUUGGUAUAAAAGCGUUUUGAAAAUUUAGCACUUAUUUGACUAGCACACGGUAGAGUAGUUACCCUAAUCAGAGACUCUGCUUACUCUCAUUUACGCAGUACCCUCGUGACAAUCGAAGUGGUGCUGGACCUGGUAACGUGAACGUGGCGUUUGUUACCAAGUUGCUUCUCUGUUUUUCACGCGCGCGUCGUCCGAUGCAAACUAAUUUUUGUUACUCUUGUCCCAUGUCUGCGACGGCGUUGUACACGGAUACGUGUAUAUAGAGAACUUGGUGGCAUGAAGCUGCGGAGACACGAUAACGAAACGCUGACGUUCGAGGGAAAGCUCAUCCCUCUCUUUUUCUUGAUAGUCGAGUGAAGAUAUAAGAAAAAUAGGAUUGGAAAACGGAGGGGCGGGAAGUGUGGAGGCAAAUGAGCAAAGAUCGGUCCCCAAGGACGAGUUGUGAUUUCUGUGGAGAUCGUAAAACUGGAAGCAAAGUGAAGAUCGAAAGAGGGAGCGAGAAAAAGAGAGAGAGAGAGAGAGAGACAAAGUUCCGGGGUCGUAAAUGCGAAGAUUGUGUCACGAAAGAGCUGGUGCAGCUACGCUCGUCGCUCCAAAUUAUCCGGAAGGGCACCGCGAUUCUCCGCCUCAUUUUUUCUCUUCGUUUUAACUCGCAUUGCAUUUGUUUGGAUGAACUUUGAAUACGAAAACGGUAGAAAAGAGUGGAGUGCGUAUGAAUCGUCUAAAAGUAAACAUAAAUUUAAGCAAGCAUAUGAAAAACGACAAAAACCAAACGACUAAGGGAAAAUUAGCUAACAAAUACCCUCGAUGAGGGAACACCGCGAAGCAGUCUGAUUGAUAGCAUCUUUCUACGAAACAUGCACUUUAACAAAUAUUAUUCGCCCUUCAAUUCGCCGUGAAUCGAAUUCAAACCUCGAGGUCUUUGACUCUCUUGAACAGAAUAAACGCUAUAAAGAAAACACACACACACACACACUGAAAAGGAGGAACAUAGAAAAAAACUGACACUAAAGCCGAUGUUGACCAAAUUCGCAACGAAUCAUUUAACUUUGUACACUUCGCGGUAGUGUUUCGAAGCGAUCGAGAUACUGAUAUCCGCGUAGUGCUACGUCACUUUAAAUUUUUAGCAUUUUUAGGACGAUAAACGAAAAAAAUAAAUAAAAUGUGACACUAAGAAUUUCGCAAUAUAGUAAAGAGAAAAAGUGACUAAGAAGCGAUGAGAAAAAAUAUACAGGACGAAAGAAUACAGUGAAUUAUAGAUCUAUAAGCAGAAUUAUCAUACAUAUGUACUUAUGUCAAAGUUGUACAUUUAUAAUAGACCCGCAAUAAAAAUAAUAUUGAAAAAACA